This is a messenger RNA of Lathyrus sativus (Indian pea), 210 nucleotides long. The record is from the annotation of a GenBank genome assembly. Lineage: Eukaryota; Viridiplantae; Streptophyta; Magnoliopsida; Fabales; Fabaceae.
AUGGCCACUGAGAAUCAUGGUUAUGUAGGUGGUGUUGUUAUGGGUUGGAUUGAAGGUGAAGUUAGGGUGUCUUUAAUUAGUAAAGAGUUCCAAUUUACCCACACUAGGUGCAAUUUGGUAGUGGACCAGUUUGGAGCUUCACUACAGUUUACGCUAGCCCUAAUGGUGACAAUAGGAAGAUAUACUUUGGAAAGACUUGAAGAGAAUUAG